Molecule: messenger RNA, 4806 nt
Organism: Corvus hawaiiensis (hawaiian crow)
Lineage: Eukaryota; Metazoa; Chordata; Aves; Passeriformes; Corvidae
Product: protocadherin alpha-6-like
Exons: 1
Coding region: 357-2951 (864 amino acids)
Biological process (GO): homophilic cell-cell adhesion
Cellular component (GO): plasma membrane
Molecular function (GO): calcium ion binding
Source: RefSeq, a predicted model, not a curated record
CUGGCGAGAUACCAGAAGGGAUACAGAAGAGAGCCGUGAAAAAAAGCCCAAAGGAUAAAAUAAAAAAGGAGCACUUUUGGAAGAGACGGCAGAGGAGAUGGCCAUGACGGAGCGGAGGCGCGGGCGCUGUGGCGGAGCGUGUGAGGCGGCGGAGCAGCGCACGGUGUCGCUGCAGGCUCAGGAACGGCGUCUCGGCGGCUCCGCCCCGGUGCGGCGGAGAGCCCGGCUGUGAGCGCGGGGGGGCGGCGCGGGCCGGGCAGCAGAGCCGGUGCGUCCGGGCGGCGGCGGGGAGCCGUGCGGGGCCCGUGCCGGGGCCGGCAGCCAGAGCGGCACAGGCGGCGGCGGCGGCGGCGGCGAUGGGGGAGCGUUGUUGUGCGGUGGUGCGGGUGCUGGUGCUGCAGGCGGCCUGGGCGCUGUCGGGCGGGCAGGUGCGGUACUCGGUGCCGGAGGAAGCCAAGGCCGGCACGGUGGUGGGCCGUCUGGCGCAGGACCUGGGCCUGGAGGCGGGCGAGGCGGAGGCGCGGCGGCUGCGGCUGGUGGCGCAGGGCCGGCGGGCGAGCGUGGAGGUGAGCGGGGCGAGCGGCGCGCUGCUGGUGAGCUCGCGGCUCGACCGGGAGGAGCUGUGCGGCAAGAGCGCGCCGUGCGCGCUGCGGCUGGAGGUGCUGGUGGAGCGGCCGCUGCGCGUCUUCCAUGUGCAGCUGGAGGUCACCGACAUCAACGACAAUGCCCCCAUCUUCCCCGCCGCCCGGAAAAACCUCAGCAUCGCGGAGUCAUCUCUGCCGGGGUCUCGUUUCCCGCUGGAGGGCGCGUCGGAUGCGGAUAUCGGAGCGAACGCGCAGCUCUCCUACACACUCAGCCCCAGCGAGUAUUUUAGAAUAGAGGAAGAAAACAGUAACUCUCGCAGUAAAUCCUUGUUUCUGGUACUCACGAAACCUUUGGACCGCGAGACGAUUCCCGUUCACCGGUUGAUGCUGACGGCAAGUGAUGGGGGCCGGCCAUCUCUGACGGGCACGAUGGAGCUGGUGAUCUUGGUGCUGGACGUGAACGACAACGCACCCCAGUUCAACCAGUCAGUGUACAACGUACGUUUGCCCGAGGAUGCAUUACAGAUGACACUUGUAGCGCGUGUGAACGCCACAGACCCGGACUUAGGAAUAUAUGGGGAAAUGAUUUAUGAAAUUGAUUCUGUUGUUCCACCGUCGGCCACAGAUUUAUUCAGCAUCGAUGCAAAUACUGGGGAGAUCAGACUAAUGGGCCCCCUGGACUUCGAGACAGUUACUUUAUAUGACCUACACAUUAAGGUGACUGAUAAGGGGACGCCUCCACUGCCGGGUCACUGCAAGGUGGUGCUGGAUGUGCUGGACGUGAACGACAACGCGCCGGAGGUGUGGGUGACGUCGCUGUCGGUGCCGGUGCCGGAGGACGCGUCGGUGGGGACGGUGGUGGCCCUGCUGAGCGUGUCGGACCGGGACUCGGGGGCGAACGGUCGCGUGCGGUGCUGGGUGUGGCCGGCGUCGCCGUUCGGUCUGGAGGCGACGUUCGCGGGCUCGUACUCGCUGGUGCUGCGCGAGGCGCUGGACCGGGAGCGGGUGUCGGAGUACGAGGUGGAGGUGCGUGCGGAGGACGGCGGGGCGCCGGCGCUGCGCGGCAGGCGCGGGCUGCGGGUGGCGGUGUCGGACGUGAACGACAACGCGCCGGCGUUCGCGCAGGCCGUGUACACGGUGCUGGCGCGGGAGAACAACGCGGCGGGCGCGGAGCUGGCGCGGCUGUGGGCGCGGGACCCGGACGAGGCGGGCAACGGGCGCGUGAGCUACUCGGUGUGGGAGGGCGGCGUGGGCGGCGGGUGGCGUCCGGCGUCGAGCUACGUGUCGGUGGACGCGGAGAGCGGGCGUCUGUGGGCGCUGCAGCCCUUGGACUACGAGGAGCUGCAGGUGCUGCAGUUCGAGGUGCGUGCGGUGGACGCGGGCGAGCCGCCGCUGUGCGGCAACGCCACGGUGCAGCUGUUCGUGCUGGACGAGAACGACAACGCGCCGGCGCUGCUGCCGCCUGCGGGCUCGGCGCCGGAGGCGGGCGGCGUGGCGGGCGUGGCGGGCGAGGCGGCGGCGGCGGCGGGCUCGGUGUCGGGCACGCUGUGGGCGUGGGCGGCGUGGGGGGCGCCGGCGGGGCAGGUGGUGGCGAAGAUCCGCGCCGUGGACGCCGACUCGGGCUACAACGCGUGGCUGCGCUACGAGCUGUGGGAGCCGCGGGGCAAGGGCCCGUUCCGCGUGGGGCUCUACAGCGGCGAGGUGAGCACGGCGCGGGCGCUGGAGGAGGCGGACGGCCCUCGCCAGCGGCUGCUGAUCGUGGUGCGCGACCACGGCGAGCCGGCGCGCUCGGCCACGGCCACGCUCAGCGUGUCGCUGGUGGAGGCCGCCGAGGCGGCGCUGGCCGCGGCCGCGGGAUCGUCGUCGUCGUCGUCGCGGUCGGCGGCGGGCGCGGAGAUGGGCGCUGGUGCGGCGAGUGCGGCGACGAACGUGUGGCUGGUGGUGGCCAUCUGCGCGGUGUCGAGCCUGUUCCUGCUGGCCGUGGUGCUGUACGGGGCGUCGCGCUGGGCGCCGCGGGCGGCCGUGCUGUCGGGGCCCGGGCCCACGACGCUCGUGUGCGCCAGCGAAGUGGGCAGCUGGUCGUACUCGCAGCGCCACAGCCGGAGCCUGUGCGUGGCGGACGGCGCGGGCAAGAGCGACCUCAUGGUUUUCAGCCCCAACUUCCCUCCGCCGCCGCCCGGCCCCGCGGCCAAGGACACGCAGCCGGAGCCCUCCGCUCUCCUGGACACGGUCAGUGGCGUUCCCUUGCUCUCCUUUGCCCGUUCACUGACGCCUCUUCCCCUCUCUGCCCCUUCUCUCUCGCCCCCCUUACAGCUGCUGUUUGGAGCCGGGCUCCGCCCCCGCGGCCACGGGUCGAUCGAUGCAUGACGAGUUCUUAAGGAUGUGAACCGUACCUCUGCCUCUGCCGCCGGAGCCACUCGGCUCUUGCUCGUGUACUGAGGUGGUGAAGGUGGUAGAAUGGAAAUAAAUCAAUUAGGGCACUCCGCGGCUGCUAUUAUCCGUAGGUGUGGUUUUCUGUUGUAGGUGUGGUUUUCUGUUGUAGGUGUGAAUUUUCCCUUAGAGUGAAGUCAUUGUGCAUUGCGAUUAGAGGUGCCCUGAUGUGUCAGCUUUGCAGAACAUGCACAUGCUCUCUGAUGGGUAGCAUUUUCACUGGACCUUAUUUCAUGAGUGCAAAGACAUGCCGGCUGUGGUGUUCACAGUUGCCAGGCCUUUUUUGGACAGUCUUGUGUUUAGAUUUUUCCCAACAAAAAUUGACUUCCUCCUCUUUGAUUCUGCUCUCUAACAAUGUUACACAAGGUUGGGACUUCAGCGUUUUGCAGUCCAUGGAAGGAUAAGCUGCCACAUUUGGUUCUAACGCUAGAGACAUUAUGAAACGGGAAGAUGUGAUGUGCCUUUCCUAUGAUCUAUUCCCAAGAAUCUCUGCUUAGAAUUAUUAUGUGUUCCAAGUGAGGAGUUUUCUCCAAGGGUAAGUGUUAGAAAGUGGAAUUUUCUUUUCCUUGCUCCGCUGUUCCCUGGGUUGUGAAUGCGCUUUCCUGGCCAGAAAAGUAGUAUGAAAUAGGGUGUAGUCUUUUGAUGUUGUAUCAAAAUUUAUAUCGGCAGCAAUAUCACUUCAAACACCGUGGAAAUAAUCUUUUAUAAAAAGAAAGUAAACAAACAAUCCAGAAAAUAACCCCUACCAACAAAACCCUAACCAAUUUCUCCUACACACUCAAUAUAAUCCAUUAUGGUGUUGUGCUUGUCAGCGUUUUGGUUCUUAUCUCAGUGCUUGUAAUGAGGUGGUGAGUGCAAUGUUUGUCCACUCGACUUCCUCUGCUUGUGCACUUGAAGCUGGUAGAGAUGGUGUGUCCUGUUGUCACACAUGGCUUGUACUGAUGUGUGCAGGUACAGGGCGAGCCCUGCAGAGCGUCCCAGCUCAAGAUUUCUGCAGUACAAACUCUCUGUGUUGAACUUGUUUGAGCGCUUGUGCUAUGAUAUUUGGUGUGGUUAUCUUGAAGAACAAAAUCCAUGUAUGCUGAUUCCAAUCCUGUUCUGAUCACAGAAUCUCUAAGAGCUGUAAUACGCAGCUCUGUGCUAUUUCCAUGUGAGAUUGCUAAAAUGGAGCAAAGUGUUCAUGGUGAGGUUCAUGCAGGUGGGAAGAGCCUGCUGAAGGCUGUGUAGUUUGAAGAAUUUUGUAUGUCCUUUGUGGUGAUCAUGAGGGAAGGUGAAGAGGUGCCAAGGCCUAGAUCCUAUGCAAAGUGAGAUUUACAGAUGGGACAUAUUGCUGGAGUUGAGAAAUGUUUGAUAUUUUGGCAGUGAUUCUUCGAAUGGCAACAAGUAGGGCCUGGACCUGUAUGAUGGGGAGGGGGAAUUUGAGUGGGGAAGAGCGUUGCCUCAGGGGAAUGGAGGCGCAGAGUAGAACACAGUCUGUGUCAUUGUGGAUGAAAUGGAGAAUGUUUGCUUAGCUGUGAAAGUCUCGUUUACCCAUGGCACAGGAUAGAGGAUGCCAGUGGAAAACAUUGAGGAAAAGCCCAGCACACAGGGCUGCUCUUCUGGGAUCUUCUCAGGACUCCAGCAGUUCUGCAUAUCCUCGUGCUCUGUUCUCUGUGGUGUUACUGCCUGUAAAGUUACCUGCAAUACCUGCCUUUAAUUGCUUGUCUUUGUUGUGGAAUGUCGUUGUAAUACCAUGAAGAUUUUUGCCUUUUCUUUUAUACCCCUGUUAUACCUUUUUACAGCUUCUGUAUUC